Athalia rosae (coleseed sawfly) is the source of this 2512-nucleotide messenger RNA. RefSeq names its product serine protease gd-like. Gene Ontology annotation, molecular function: serine-type endopeptidase activity. Gene Ontology annotation, biological process: proteolysis. Lineage: Eukaryota; Metazoa; Arthropoda; Insecta; Hymenoptera; Athaliidae. The transcript has 6 exons. The coding region runs from base 430 to 2061 and encodes 543 amino acids. The record is from RefSeq and is a predicted model, not a curated record.
UUUUUCCUCCCACAGUUCCGGAGCUGCAGCUGCAGCGGUAUUUCGCGAGGUAGAUCCUACCAAGUGUACAGGGUACAUAUUGGUGGUUCAUGUUAUAAUCAUUUUGAUCAACGAAGAAUAUGGUGGGGAUUAAAGAACGAAUUGCACUAUCAACCUGCAGCAGUUAAAACGUGAUCGUUUUGUGAAUAUUUUGAAAAUCAUCGCGCGUAAGACGAUAAAGUGUUCGUUGUAAGUGAAAUGAUUGCUGUGAUUUCUACUUCAUUUUACAAUUUUUACACCAUGCAGGGUGAUCCGGAUUAUGCGAAAGUGAUUAAAUGACGGCAUUGAUUCAUGGUAAAAAAUUCCUUUGGGAGACAAAUUUCGGCAAUCUAUUAUUAUUUAAUAUCUUUAUAGAAUAUAGAUAAGCUAUUUACAUAACAGUAUUUCAGAAUGUUUCGUAUACACCUGGUAGUCGUCGGCUUAUGCCUGUUAAUCGAGCUUAUUGGAAUAGGAUUGGGUCAGUUGCAAUCUCCGUGCCCUCAAAUUUUUCGGUACGUGAGAGACGAUCGCACUGGAGAAAUUCAAGCGCUACUUGAAAUACAUGGUGUUCAACAAGGUGUUGCUCUCCAUGUGAUGCUCGAAUUGAGUAUUGCCGCAGCUCUUCCCACGCAAUACGUCGGAAAAAUAGAGUUAGAGAGUCCAAAGGACCAAUCGGUCGAGGCUAUACGGCAAGGCAGGCCCUUGGUUUAUCGUGUGUAUUUUCCAAUCCAAAAGCCAGUGCCGUUAGUCAUGACUGUUAUAUUCAACAACCGGGAAUACUGUUCCGGAAGUCGAGCAAUCGGAUCAAUUGUCACGUCUGUUACACUAAAGCACUCUCUAUUUCCUCCCGGCGUGACGCUCGAUUCUUCGAAUUCGGGUGGGUCUGUUCAAACUUCUCCUUACUAUCCGGGGCCAGUCACUAAUCAACGGUAUCCCGGAUCAGAUACUGACUCAUAUUCAAAGCCAAGUGCGGCGUCUUAUCCCUCGUAUCCGGAGCCUUCUCACACGAGUUGGAAUGUACCACAAACAACGCCGAGCUAUACAUCAUAUCCAAAACCUACUUCCUCGGCUGAUUAUCCAAAGCCAGCAGUACAUCCUACAUAUUCAAAGCCAACGCAAAGACCGGUGAACAGGCCGAUUUCAACUCCACCAUCGCAAACGGAUAUAGGUCCGGCGAUAGGUGGCCCGCCUUCGCAAGCAAAUCCAUUUAUUACACCAUCUCAAGAUUCAGGGGUUUUCAAUGAUUGUGGACGACCAAAAAAAUAUGAGGUCAAUCUGUUAGUAUCUAGAGGAGACAAAACGGAGCCGGGCGACUGGCCCUGGUUAGUUGCACUGUUUGUUUCGAGGAUUAGAUUGGAAUUUCAAUGUGCCGGAAACCUUAUUACCGAUAAACAUGUCCUCACUGCUGCGCAUUGUUUGAAAAGUGACGGAAAAGAAUUACCAGCGAGUACAUUACUCGCAGUUGUUGGACGGUAUAGACUUCGAAAUUGGGCCGAGAGGGGCUCGGUAACUUACGAAGUAUCACAAUUCAUACUCCAUAGCGAAUAUGGACAGCGCGGAAAAGGAUUUGACUGUGAUAUCGGGGUCGUAACGUUGAUGGAGAGCGUGACAUUUGGAAAAUUAAUUAAGCCAAUAUGUCUGUGGUCAGGAUCCACGGAAAUCGAGACCGUUGUUGGUAAAGUGGGCUUUGUUGUCGGGUGGGGUAGAGAUGAACUAGGUAAUCCAGUCACGGUGGAGCCAAGGAUGGCCAAAGUGCCGAUUGUAUCACAGGAGGAAUGUUUACGAAGUAACGCAGAUUUUGUGGAGAUCACAUCGAACCGGACAUUUUGUGGAGGUUCAAGAGACGGUAGCGGUCCUUGCAAUGGUGAUAGCGGAGGAGGCCUCGUUAUGUGGGAUGCCACCUCUCGACGCUACCAUUUACGUGGUCUUGUUUCGCUCUCUCUAUUGGAUCGAGAAACGGGUGCGUGUGAUCUAUCGCAAUUCGUAGUGUACACAGAUACCGCAAGGUAUCUUGAUUGGAUAUAUCAGCAAAUUUCAAGUUGAAAAAAAUAAAAUAAAACGAUAAUUAUUGAAUAAUAAAUAAAUGAAAUAAAAGCAUAACAAAAUAUUUCGAGUUUGCCGGUAAGAUUAUCCGCUUGUAAAUAGCUGUCUGCAGUAAACUCGGAAGAUUUCAUUGGACUUGAGAGUGCGAUGACACGUUAUUCUGUAUGUAUAUAGACGUGUGGUGACCAAUCAUGUUUGUAGACGGUCGUUACCGAUUUUUAUAUUCCAUUAGAUCAUAAAAUAUAGUACUUAUUUAUUACAUUCAGUUGUUGUUUGAAGCGAGACGAAAAGUAUGCGUAUAAUUAUUUAUAUAAAUUUGGCAAUGUUCACAUAGCAUUAAGAUAGUUGAUAAAAUAUUUAAGUCCUCAUGUUUCCUUAUAAGGUGCCUAUUAUUGUCUUCAUGAUACUGUGAACUUAUACUUGUUGUAAAUAUAAAGAUAUUGCGACCAAA